AUGAGGCUGACCGCAUCCUCUGCUCAGACGCUGCUGCGCAUGCGCGCGUCUCUGGAUGGCGGCUGUAGUGCAGCAGGGAGCGCGCGUCAGCGGAGGAGGAGUCUCGUGUCUUUAGGACAGAAUGCGGCUCGGUACCGGUCAAAAUACCCGCUCAUAAAAAGAGACGCUUCCCGGAUGUCGUAUGGUCUCCUCCGGUCUGGACCCGUUUCUUCUCACGCUGUCCGCGCCGCCCGCGGCCUGAGCCACAGGAUGCAGGUGAAAAACCAGAUUUGCACCGAGCGAAGCAGCACGGACGACACAGAACAAGAUGACAGCGACAAGAAGACCUCUUGUUUCUCCAACAUCAAGAUCUUUCUGGUGUCGGAGUGCGCGCUCAUGCUGGCACAAGGCACCGUCGGCGCGUAUCUGGUGAGUGUGUUAACAACUUUGGAAAGACGGUUCAAUCUGCAGAGUGCUGAUGUCGGCGUCAUUGCAAGCAGCUUUGAGAUUGGCAACCUGGCCCUGAUCCUAUUUGUGAGUUACUUUGGCGCCAAAGCCCACCGUCCACGCCUCAUUGGCUGUGGGGGUAUUGUGAUGGCACUCGGGGCUUUGCUGUCAGCUCUACCAGAGUUCCUGACUCAUCAGUAUGUGUAUGAGGCCGGAGACUCCUGGCACGCUGAAGACGGCAGAGAUGUGUGCUCGAACAGGACCAGGUCAGAGAACAGAGACUCUGGCUUCAACUGUGGCAACCGAGCCAACACCAACAUGAUGUACCUACUGCUGAUCGGGGCGCAGGUCCUGCUGGGCAUCGGGGCCACGCCUGUGCAGCCUUUGGGAGUGUCGUACAUCGAUGACCACGUCCACAAGAAGGACUCCUCUUUGUAUAUAGGUGAGUGA
Molecule: messenger RNA, 876 nt
Organism: Knipowitschia caucasica
Lineage: Eukaryota; Metazoa; Chordata; Actinopteri; Gobiiformes; Gobiidae
Source: the annotation of a GenBank genome assembly